AUGGAGACCACACCUGAGAACCACAUACCUGGGACAGCGUCAACUGAGAGCUCCCCCUCUAUAACUGACACGUACACCCUCAGACCUGUCCUACUGCCCUUCUGUAUGAACAUGGGCUACAUCAGCAGUGUGUAUGGUGGAGGACAGUCCUGUCUAGCCCAGGCUGACCUCAACGUGAUGGGGUUCAUCUCUGCUCUCCACGAGCUGGCUGCAGCAGACAGGAAGUUCUACUGCAGGCUCAGAGACAUCAACAAGCGGGUGGUCAGCCCUCUACUGAGGAAAG
Molecule: messenger RNA, 283 nt
Organism: Salvelinus sp. IW2-2015
Lineage: Eukaryota; Metazoa; Chordata; Actinopteri; Salmoniformes; Salmonidae
Product: alsin
Exons: 2
Biological process (GO): endosomal transport; regulation of GTPase activity
Cellular component (GO): cytoplasm; centrosome; intracellular membrane-bounded organelle
Molecular function (GO): guanyl-nucleotide exchange factor activity; small GTPase binding
Source: RefSeq, a predicted model, not a curated record